GAUGCAACAAGUCCCUGGAGUGCCGUCCGUGUGUUCAGUUAGAGUGAAAGUGACACGGCAAGGGAAGGGGAGAGAGAGAGAGAGAGGGAAACGCUGGCUGCUUCCUUACCUGCUCCCACCAAAUGCAAAUCUCCAGCCGGCUCAUCUUGCUCGCCUGCACGCACCAGACGGGUUAGAGCGGGCGCGGGGUGGGGGUAAAGUGAGCUGGACUUUUUUUCUCUUUCCCUGCGUGCGUUCUAUGGGGUGUCCUGAGAAGACUUUGGCGGGGAACUUUGAAGCCCACUCCCCACGUGUCGGGAGGGAGGCGAGAGAGAGAGAGACACGUUUUCUCUCCCCCUCCCCACCCCGCGCGCCACUUCUUUCCCUGGAUUGUUCCAGCUGGGUCUCGUUGCCAACCCCCUUCUCGUUUAUUAAGAUCACGUAAGAAGAAGAACCCAAAGGGGGAGAGAAAACGUGUCUGAGCUCAGGCGUUUGCGUAAAUCCGAGAUCGGUUUUUAAAGAACUCCCUGCCAGCCCGUCGCUUUCCGUUUCCUUCCUGUAGCCACCAAGGUGGUGGAAGAGUUGAGGCUUGCGGAUAUUGCAAAGGGUUGUUAUUAGAUUCAUAAGUCACACCAAGUGGUGGGCGAUCCACUGAGCCGAGCAGAACUUCUCACAUGAUGACUUCAAACGAGACACAUUACCUCCCAGCAUCUGUUGGAGAGACUGGAUUUUAAAGGCACUUCUGUCGCCAGGACAGCAAAGAAACAAUGUUCCACCAAGUGAAAAGAGUGAUGACCAUCCUUUUCCUUACUAUGGUUAUUUCAUACUUCAGUUGCAUGAAAGCUGCCCCAAUGAAAGAAGUGAGCAUCAGAGGACCAGGCAGCUUGGCUUAUCCCGGUCUCCGGACACAGGGAAACCUGGAGAACCUCGGCGGGCCCAAUGACGCCUCCAGAGGAUUGACGUCCUUGGCGGACACUUUUGAACAUGUCAUAGAGGAGCUCCUGGAUGAGCAGCAGGUCAUCCAGCCCAGCAAGGAAAAUAAGGAUGCCGACUUGUACUCAUCUCGGGUGAUGCUAAGCAGUCAAGUGCCUUUGGAGCCACCACUGCUCUUUCUGCUUGAGGAGUAUAAAAACUACUUGGAUGCUGCAAACAUGUCCAUGAGGGUCCGGCGUCACUCCGACCCGGCUCGCCGCGGGGAGCUGAGUGUGUGUGACAGUACGAGCGAGUGGGUGACGGCGGCCGAGAAAAAAACGGCGGUGGACAUGUCAGGGGCAACUGUCACAGUCCUGGAAAAAGUCCCGGUACCCAAAGGCCAACUGAAGCAAUAUUUUUAUGAGACCAAAUGCAACUCCAAGGGUUAUACGAAAGAGGGCUGCCGGGGCAUAGACAAGAGGUACUGGAAUUCCCAGUGCCGAACUACCCAGUCUUAUGUGCGAGCUCUCACUAUGGAUAACAAGAAGAGAGUUGGAUGGCGGUUUAUAAGAAUAGACACUUCCUGUGUUUGUACACUGACCAUAAAAAGGGGAAGAUAGUGGAUUUGUGUUGUAUAGAUUAUAUUGAGACAAAAUUUAUCUAUUUGUAUAUAUACAUAACAGGGUAAAUUAUUCAGUAAGAAAGAAAAAAUAAUAAUUUUAUGGACUGCAUGUAUAAAUGAAGUUUAUACAGUACAGUGGUUCCACAAUCUAUUUAUUGAACAUAUCCAUGAGCUAAAGAGGAACAAGACAGAAAGAGAGAGAGAGAGAGAGAUAAAUUCAUUUGCGCACAACUUUGAGAAAAAAAAUGCAUUACAUUCCUCUAACAUUGUGGUUUGUUGCUGUUGCCAAGAAUUGAAAACUUAAAAAAAUUAAAAAAAUAAAAUUGCAUGCUGCUUCAAUUGUGAAUUGAUGAUAAACUGUCCUUUCAAAAAAAAGAAAAUGAACCAAAACAUUCCGUUUACAUUUUAGACAGUAAGUAUCUUGAUUCCUAUUAGUAUUAUAUCUGUUUACUGCUUUUAAAUUCUUCUGGUAGCGUUGGAAUUAAAACAAUGUCAAGGUGCUGUUGUCAUAGUUUUACUGUUGAUUUUUUUUUUUUAAUUUUAAAAUUCCCACAUGGUUUUAAAAAGAGGAGAUUACUCCCUGUCAUCACCGUAUAUGUUCUGGAUAAAACAAAUUUGGGGUUUUUUUGUAUGUUGUGAAGGUGUUUGCAAUAUCAAAUCAGACUACUGAAAAAAAUAAUAAAAAAGGCAACUGAAAAAGACAGUGUUGAUGUUCCUCCCAGUGCUCUUUUCUAAUCUACAGGCAGCACUUUUAUGUUUGUCUAGGUGUGGUUUCUAUUCUAUGAUUGUUGCUUUAAAGACCUGCCUUUUGCUUGUUUUGUAUUUUGGUUGUUCUGGGGUCCAUCUGCCCCCCAACACUUUUCCUCUCUUAGGAAGAAAACAAAUUGCAUUCUCUUUCAAACAUAUUCCCCCCAUUUUCCUUGGGUGUUGAGAACAAAGAUGAUUGCCCCAACCUAGGAAGGGAGAUCUGCAUACACAGCUGGUGUGGAUUCCUCAGGAUCUUUCGCCAGGCUGCACUGAGCUUGGUGAGGAUGGAGAAUCUCAUCACCAUCCUCUCGUUGUAUGAGCGGAGUCGGUUCAGGGAGAAGUAGUAUUUGUGUCUGGAUUAACUAUCCCGUUGAAGUACAAUUACCAAAUCUUGGCAAGAAAGAAAGAAAAGGGAAAGAAUCACAUGAAUAUCAGAUGGUACUUUAGCAAAUACAUUUGGAAUGCCACAAUGCUGUAACCUAUGGAUCCAGACGGUCUACAGUUGUGUUGGCAACGGAAGGAUUAGCAAUCGCUACUGAAAAGAACUGCACAGAGAGACAGUGAAGCAGUAAAGGCUUCCCUGUGCGAGUAAAUAUAUGCAGGGCAGCCAGAUGCUCUUAUUGUAAAAAAGAAUGUCUAGUAUGCCCCGGUUCUCAAAUACCUGCUACUUUUUCUACUUGAGAUAAUAUGACAGAAUCCAGGCCUGAAGGAGUGGCUCUGGAAUCAGGUAGGCAGAGCCUUCUACCUCAAAACCCAACUACCUGUUUCGUCUAAAUAUGUCUGCAACGGUCUAUGGCUUUUUGAGAGGUAGCACACAAUAGCCUUAUCUUCUACAGGCAAGAUAAUCCUGUAGAACCAUAGCUCUUGGUUUAAAAGGAAAUCCUAGGAUGCAAUCCUGAAAUCAGUUGCAUGCACUUUAAUUAAAGGUAACUCCAGUGGUACUCUUAAGUAAGUAACUGAGCACAGGACUGAUGCCUCUGGCCUUGGAGAAUUAUCAGCAAAUCCAGCACAACCUGCAACACAAAUAGCCAAUGACUACAUUAGAAAUGCCACAGCAAGAGCGUGACCUCUCACGAAAUACAUUCGGUUUUUUGUUUUGGCAUGCAUCAUAUAACCCACACGUUGCAAUGCAGACAGUGUCAUUUAUCAAGGGAUAGUUGCAUGUAUAUUUCAUAGUGACGAUGCCUGCUUCCAUGGGUGGGGUCCAAUGUUUUGCUAAACAGAGAUCUUUGCUUUGAUGUAGGCCUAGUUUUUCGAAAGUGGUAGAUAAGGUAAAUCUGUUUCUGGACUGAACCAUUUCAAACUGAAAAUGAAAUACCCCCACCUCCCCAGAGUGGGGAGGCAGUCGUGUCAGGGAGAAGGCUAGGCUACAGCCCUUCUCCUUUGACAUCUAGUUUUCUAUGUGAAGGGGGAAAGGAGGCAUUCAAUUAUAUGAAUCUCCACCUGCAGUCUAAAGUAGUACAGUCCAGAAAUUAGUUUACUAUUUCAUGUGCUAUUUGUUUGAACUAGGCUAUAAAUAAAAACCCAACCUUUCUUGGGUGAUAUUUCACUAGAAGACUCAGGCCUUAAGAUAAUGUGUCUUAAAACACCACAAUCCAAAAAUAAGCUCAUUUCAGAUCCUGGGAUUAUUAAUUUAGCAGUAGAAAUCAGUCCCUCAUUUCAUUAAUGGUCAGUUUAUGCAGUUAUCAGAAGUAAAAAUUGGAUGCAAACAAACUUAGCGUAUUUAUUUAUUUUAUUUAUAGAAAAUAUCAAAGCUUUUCACCAACUUCUAAUACGGGAAGAAGAAGGUUGGUUGUGGGAUAUUACAAAUCUAUUCACUCUCCUUGGACAUGUGUUCACUGUUGAAAAACAAAACACUAACCCAAUUGAUUAACGACAGUAUGCAGGUAGAUGCUUUGCCAUUAAUCAACUCUUGACUGCCCAAGGCUGGGCAAAUAAAUGGUUGUUACCUUAAAGGAAAGCAGAUGCUGUCAUUGUCCAUUUUUAAUAGGCAAUCCAACUGGAGCUAAAUCAGCCUUUCAGCCCAAUGGCAAUCCCUUUAUUUAGCUUUAACCUGCAUCCCAGGCUAUCUUCACCACAAAAUCCUAGUAGACAUUUAAUAUAAGACAUAUAACUUAAAGGCGGGGAAAAUAUCUGGGUUACAUUAAUCCAUGCAUUUGGAAUGGAAAGUCUUUGUAAGAUUGUGUUAUAAGCAAGAAGCUGCUUUUGUUCACACUUUUGAAAGUGGAAAUGGAGGGGAAUCAUUGUCAUCCCUCGGUGAUGUUUUCUUAUGCAAUGAGAAAA
Messenger RNA from Podarcis muralis (Common wall lizard), 4543 nucleotides. It is a transcript of the gene BDNF, whose product is annotated as brain derived neurotrophic factor. The record is from RefSeq and is a predicted model, not a curated record. NCBI's taxonomy places the organism in Eukaryota, Metazoa, Chordata, Lepidosauria, Squamata, Lacertidae. Gene Ontology annotation, cellular component: dendrite; axon; synaptic vesicle. Gene Ontology annotation, biological process: neuron projection morphogenesis; negative regulation of neuron apoptotic process; cell surface receptor protein tyrosine kinase signaling pathway. Gene Ontology annotation, molecular function: growth factor activity; nerve growth factor receptor binding.